Messenger RNA from Ostrinia nubilalis (European corn borer), 7051 nucleotides. RefSeq names its product neuroglobin-like. The transcript has 4 exons. Bases 351 to 932 code for a protein of 193 amino acids. The record is from RefSeq and is a predicted model, not a curated record. Gene Ontology annotation, biological process: oxygen transport; response to hypoxia. Lineage: Eukaryota; Metazoa; Arthropoda; Insecta; Lepidoptera; Crambidae. Gene Ontology annotation, molecular function: oxygen carrier activity; heme binding; oxygen binding.
CUCGAGCGCGCAGUGUCGGAGUUUUCCCGAAGAUUUGUAAUAAAAUAUAGCCGUGUGUGUGUGUACAGUGCUGUGUUUAUGUUUCCACAUCUCGGAUUUACUUUUUUCACUGGUAGCAGCGAAUCUCAAGAUUAGAUAAGAUAAAGAAGCAAGGACGAAAGAACACUCGUAGAAACAUGUUUUCGGCAAUAGCUAGAGACGCUUGCAGAUAGCAAGACAAAUGAAUGGUUAAAGAAAAACAUAAAAGUGACCAUGAUAUGAUAGGAGUGCAAGUGGUUUUGCCACCAUCGAAAGUGAAUCAAGUGAAGUGGUUACAGAAAAUGUUUGUGCAGUGAUUGGUGGUUUUAGUCAUGGGUUGCAAGCUUGGGAAGAUGGUUGCUUCGGAGAGGCAACGGGGGGGGAACACCACCCAGGAGUUGGGGGGAGGGCCGCCCCCCGCCACGGAUCCCCGGUUGCCGUUGACCGCGAAGCAGAAAUACUCCAUGCUGGCCUCCUGGAAAGGCAUAUCCAGGGCGAUGGAGAAGACUGGCAUUUGUAUGUUUAUAAAAUUAUUCGAAGAGAACCAAGACCUGCUGCACAUGUUCGAGAAAUUCCGCCAGUACCGGACCAAGGAGGAGCAGAUCAACUCCAUGGAGUUAGCAGAGCACGCCAACAACGUCAUGAACACGCUGGACGAGGGCAUCAAGGGCUUAGAUGACCUGGACAACUUCUUCGAGUACAUCCAUCAAGUCGGCGCCAGCCAUCGGAAAAUACCCGGCUUUAAGGUCGAGUACUUUUGGAAAAUCGAGACGCCAUUCUUGGCGGCGGUCGAGACUACCCUCGGCGACCGUUAUACACCGAACGUGGAGAACAUCUACAAAAUCACUAUCAAAUUCAUCCUGGAGACCCUUGUGGAAGGCUUCGAGAAGGGAGGCAUGGCCAACUCCACGUGAGCGCAGUGUGGAAACUAACUUCCAAUGAACAAGUAAGAAAGUGGUCCACUAGGUUAACAGCUGCUUCAGCGUCAGUUGCUAACUGCUGGGGGCAGUUGGUAACUGCUAGGCGAAUUAUUCAAGGACUUUGCAAACUUUUGAUAAACGUUGAACCCUUCGCUCGUAAUCAAUAAACUCAGCAAUUCAGACAUCUGUUAGCUUAGUGAGAACACUUCGAAGCGAGACUAGACUCCAUAAUCAGGAGAGGAUAAGCAAAUGUCAAUUUAACAGUGAGCAUUGACUAUACAGUGUUUUUAUGAGACUAUUUUACGGCGAUCCCGAUGUUACGAUGAACUGAAAGGCUUGCAGUGAUCAGUGGUCUGUUAUAGAUUCUUGUAGAAUAAUGUUUGGGGAAAUAUGAUUGUAGAUAAUAGCGCAAUGAGUGUGUCUGUUGGUGUAAUAUUUUAAUUAGAAUGUUAAGUUCUGCGCGAACGCACACCUUUCUUCAUGUUACUGGGAACAUAUUGAUGACUAUUUUCGAUGAGAACAUUUCGUCCAAAACUGUUGUGUACAACUGCCACUUAGUAAUGUUGCUGUACAAUGUAUUGAAUAGAAGUUCACCCAAUAUAAAAUAUUGUUGCUUCUUCUGUCAAACGCUGUAAGGCUGAUAUAAAGUUAUGUAGAUACAAACGGCCUAUAGGUCCUGGUAUGGUUAAUUAAAUGCUUGUGUCAUAGUAAGUGUGUAAUGACACGGGUCGCCAUACCAGAAACAAGAAUAACUAAAAAGCUAUAGAAGCGGACCACCCUCAUAUUGCACCAUGCUGUGACUUUUGAUAGGACUAAUCUGCUGGCUGGCCUGCCCUCUGUUAAAUUAAACUGUCAAAAAGUUAAUUAAUGGUCAAAUUAUGACAAAUAGCCCUGUACGCAAAGUCGUUUUUCAGUAUGUGCUCGUGUCAAAAAAAGGUGUGCGUUCUAGCAGCGCUAUAAUGUCACAAAACGCUUGUUAUGAUGUAAAAUAUAUUAAUUGUAAUUAUUUAUUGUUAUUGUAAUGUUGCACUAUAUUUUAAUUAUUAUAAUGGCUGGUCCAAAUGUAUUUUAUUCAUUUUAAAUGUAUUGACGUUCGAGUUUUCGCUUUUAAAAUCGUCUUCCGGUAUGUGUGUUGAUAUUUUUGUGACUUACUUUAAAUUUAUUUUUAUUUACUAAAAAUAAUUAUGACCUCUUAAUAAUACGAUAAAGGUACACGUUACCUAUUUCCUCUGGCAUUUGUAUCUUUUUUGUUGCAAGAACAUACUUAUUUUAUAUGUUUAAACGUUAGGGAUGUGUGCUAGAAAAAAAAAAUAUAAUUUUAUGAUAACGUUUAUUAUUGCAUCAAAUAUGUAAAAUCUGUCGUCGUAAAUGUUGUUUAUGUAUAAGUAACUAGUCCUACAAGAUAAUAUAUUACAUAAAACAUUAAUUGUAACAAUGUAAAUAUUUUCUAUACAAAAGAAUCCUUUAUGUAAAAGCGCAAUUUCAAGCACAAACAUUGUUUAAAACUGUAUACUGAAAAAUAUUUCUAAAAUCAUUUUGGAACUCAAAAAUUUUAUAACUUUUGUCACAAAAAUAAUUCAAAGUUAUUAUUUAAUUAUAUUUUGUUUAAGUAUUUGAUAGUCAAUUUAAUAUAAAAUAUGUAUAUGUGUGUGUAUGAAUAAAUUGACUAUACGAAAAAUCAUAGAAGCAGAUAAAGGUGUAAAUGAUUUUGUUAAGAAGGCAUAAUAAUAAACGACGCAUUUUCAUUUAAAAUUUAAAUAAUAUUAUACUCUCAACGCGACGGUAUACCAGCGGCUACAGGGAUCUCUUAACAUAAGAGGUACAAGAUUUUAUUACCAGGUAUGACAAAAAGUAUCGGAUGCAUAAGCACACCUACAGUAGUACUUUUAAAAAAAAUACGAAAAAAAAUUUCAGUUUCAUUUUGGUUUGCUUCUAUGAUUAUCGUUCACCAAAUGUAUGUAAUAUAGAAUUUUCUACAUGCUAUCACUAGAAGGGCCAAUAUUAGUCAGAGCAGACGUUUUAAUACAACUUUCGUACUAGUAUUAUAUUUUCUAAGGAAUAUAAUGCUACGAAGUGAGCUCUCCAAAUUGGGCGGGCGGCCCGCCCAAGUCGUUGACUUAACUUCGUUAUAUUAUAAGGUGCAUAGUCUGUGUAAAUAAUGGUUUUUGUGACCGCAGAAUAUUAAGUUUUACUACACGAUCUGAACUUAAAUCACAAAAGCUAUCGUUGUGAAAAAUGAGAUGUAUUUAUGCUGUAAAGCUUGGCUGGGUUUAGAAUUAAGUUUUCGUUUCAUGUUGUUGCUUCAAUCUUGCUUUUACUUUGAACGCAUACAAUUUAAAAAAUAAUGAUUUCAUGUUUAGAUAGAGUGAUUUUAUUCCCUCUUCAAAAUUAAAUAAAUAAGUACCUACAUAUAAACUUUCAUUCUGUUAAUUGGAAAAUUUUAUGCCAAUAUUAUUGGCUUCAAAAUAUUUAUUUACUGUCGUGCUGUGUGAACUAAAGCACCUUUUCAUUGCGGAACAUAAUUUAACUCUGAAGUCUGUAUAAAGCGUAAGUAGCUUUUGAUCACAUAAUAAGGUGCGCUUGCUGUGAAACAAAGGCCUGGGAACCCCCCUCAAAGGUGGAAACUCCAACUUCCAGGCACCGGAGUCGAGCAGGAACUGAAACGCAAAUGAAAUGCAGUAUGUCGUCUAAGUGAACAAGUUGGACAAGGUAACUUUAUAUGCGAGGACUUUUGACGGAAACGAGGCUUAUGUCGUUCUGGUACAUACUGCAACUCCUGGAACAAUUUGCUAAAAGAAAUCUGUGGAAAUCACUCUGACGCUAGAAAAACAAUAUUAUGCUAUUUUUCCAAUGGAAAAUAUCAAAUAAGACUAUUUUCAUCUGGUUUGAGGCAGUGAUCUGAAUUUAUUGGUAUUGGCUAGGACCACUGCUCAGUUCACUGUCAACUUAGAAUGACAGGUGUUAGAAUGCGCUGAAUGCGUUGCACCACCUAACUUUGACCGUAACUACAACGAUAACCAGGGUUUUUUGUAUGGAGUUUGACAGAUUUUUGACGUUUGUCAAAGUUAAAGUAAGAUGGUGCAACCCAGCCUAAAAGUGUUAACUUUUGAACAGUAAUUUAAAUGGUUAAUCAUGGCAAUUAAUCAUUGGGUGUAAACGCCAUAAAAAGCUCCGCCCUUACGAGCAUUCACCAGUCGCGGUUUGAAAACUAGAGUCAACAGUAACUCAUACUAUUUUGUUUCAAAAUAGCGCCUGUUACGAGCACAUAAGAAUCAACAGUUACGAGUACACUUGAUGUGCUGUUUGUACGUUUCAAUCUCGCUGGCAUUUAGUUCAAAGCCGAAUAGAAACGUGAACUUUUUGCGGUGCGCCGUUGUUUCGUUAAACGGAAAUGGUUUUUUGCACAAUGUGUGUUUUGGGCGGGGUGACACUUAGUUAAAGUAGGUUUGUUUUUGUGAGAAACUUUUGUUUUAACUAACUAUUAUUUCGUUCGUUUCAACCGAAAGACGUCAACUGCUGGACAAAGGCCUCCCCCAAGGUUUUCCACAAAGACCGGUCCUGCGCCGCCCGCAUCCAGGCACCUCCCGCGACCUACACCAGAUCGUCGGUCCACCUAAGGGGGGGGGGGCCUGCCCACACUACGUCUUCCGGCUCGUGGCCGCCAUUCGAGAACUUUACUGACUGAAGAUUACCAAGAUAAAUCUCAAGAAAAAAUACAAUUCCAGAUGCUUGAUUAUUUUCAAUUUUAUUCUUCUUCCAUGUUUGGAUUUCAUUCGGACUCAAAGUAUUGUUUUAUCUAAACUAAUAACAACAAAUAGUGUUUCACUGCAAACUAACCAGAGUGUAUUUGCUUUCAGGUUAAUAUUUACUGAAACCUGAAUGUGUCAGAUUAAUAUCUACUUCAUAAAUAUUUACUUUAUUUAUUUUUAUUUUCGUUGUCAUUAAGAAUUGAAGGAUAAUAAUGAUGACAUAACUUUUUGUUCCAAUAAAUCUUCUUGAAAUUUUUAGUACCUAAUCUACGAGUUUACGACCCAAUUGUUUAGAAACACCAGUAAAAAUUAACGACCCGAACUCUUCAGUCUCUUUUUACUGUCGGCUUUAGACUUGUUUUAUGUACAGGCACAUUAAGUUAUACACUGUAGUCGUAUGUACUUGUAAUAAGGGUGAUUUCGCAGCAAAAAUAAGAUUUUGUGGUAAAAAAGGAGUUAUUACAAUUUCUUAAAAUGCCACAAUGUUUACUUUGACUUUGGUGCUUUUGUUGAUCGUUUUUACGAUUGGUUUACCCAAAAGUUUAUUAGUGUCUCUAGAUCAAUCUGACAUUCGUUAAAAUUUUAUUUAUUUAUGCAUGACAAGGCAGGUAUUUGACCGCAUCUGGUGUUAAGUGAGAUGCAGCCUAUGAUGGUAGGUACAAUAUCUACCCUGUAAUGUAAAUGGCAACCGCUACUUUUUUACGUAAUUCGUGUUACGUAAUUAAUUAAUAUUAAUCGCAAAUCCAAAUCGAUCCUAAAUUGUCUAUAAGCACGGAAACGCAAAAGUUCGGUUUUCUUACCAACAUUAUGGAAGUUUGUUUUGUAUAACAACGAAGCGAAGGGCCCUCGAACUUUUAGAUCGAUUCGACGACCGUGACCCCAAUCCCAUCAAAUCAUCCAUGGAUACCAGAGGCCAGCUGUUCUAUAUUUAAUCCGAAGUUAAAUUUUGGCUUUAGAAAUACCAGAACAGCUUGCUAUCAUUCAACGGUCGACAAAAUUGGACCGACUGAACUUUGCUGGCCGCCUGCCAAUUGCUAACAAACGAUUAGGAGUUAGCGAAUGAUUAAACUUUUGGGGUAGUGCAACCGGCCUCGUGACCCGAUGUUACAUAGUUUUCAAAAUAUUAUGCGAGUAGGUAUAAGGGCCUCUUCUAGUUUAGCUAGUUAGUUUUGCAGGGCAAUCGAAUAUCGCACAUAUGCCCGUUUUCACCAUCAAUCACAAAUUUUAAGUGACCCCUUUGAAAAAUUUUUGUUAAGUGUUAUCAUAGGGGUCACUUAAAAAUUAGGGAUUGAUUGUAAAAACGGGCAUUAGCCUCUUGAUUGGGCCAUUGUGCGCUAUUUAUGGUUUUAUUCUUCCUACUCCAACCACCCCAGAUCCCCCCAGAAAGCAAGCAGCUUGUCUACGCCGCUACAGGCCUCCUGCAGCGACGAUGGUGAUGAACUAACUACUAAGUUCUAGUUACUUCCAGAAUAACACUAUUCAGCAAUCAGCAAGAAGUUAAACUUAGAACUUUAUUCGGAGAUCGUUAAACAGGCCCUUGGACUAAUCAAUUUUAUAAAUGGUUAGUUGACAACAUUAAAUCGUCCCUAAAACAUUUGGUUUCAGUCUCGAAUACCGAAUCAAUAAUUUGAAAAUAGAUAAAUUAGAUUAUAGUUACUUGAGACUAUAAAUAGGUUAAUCGAGUUGGUAAAUAAAUAACAUCAAAGGUACUCGUAGAAUAUUUUAUGGCAGAAUCGCGUUUUGACUCGAGGAUCAAUUAUUAAAAUUUAGUGUUGUCGACUACCCAAUAAAUAUUUUAACAAUUAUUUUAAUAAUUAGUUUUGAGAACUAUUAGCCUGGGUUGCAUCAUCUUGCUUUAACUAUAAAAAUCUGUCAAACUUCACACAAAAAUCACCGGCCAAUCGUUAUAGUGGUGCAACUCAGAUUGUUUUUGUUAUAGAAUAAAUGUAUCGAAGCCUAGCCCUUUACUUUUAAUAAUCAUUAUUCGAAUUCUUGUCCUACUUUAGGUUAUUGGAAAUUGAUUUAUUCAUAGUAUCUAAGUGCGUGUAAUAAAUAACAAUUGCAAUCUUUGUGUACUAAAAAACAGAAUGAACAAUUUUAUGUUUUCAUACAAUAAUAAAAACUUGACGGUGUUUGUUCUAAUUUCUUUUUUUGUUAAAAAAAGAACAAAAUAAACUUUAUUAUGUAUGUAUGUAAGAGGUUAUAAUAAAAUAUUAUGUAUUACUAAACUGUAAUUUAUAGUUAAGAUGUACUUAUAGUCGAGUAAGGUGGUCGUGUUGUAAUACAAAUGUCGUAUAAGAUCGGUGUAACAAAAUGUUAAUUUGAUUUUAAAAUAAAUUCUAUUAUUUAAAAUUAUUGUGAAAA